CUAAAGGUCUCAAUUUUUCUUUUUUAUUAGCUCCACUAUACCUUACAUCUCGUCAUCUCUAACUCCAUUAUAUUUCUUUCUUUCUUUCCAACAAACAUUUCAUCACUUUCUUCUUUUGCAGUCCAAAAUUGCAUCACAAUUAAUACUCUUUUAAAUCUUGAGACAUCAAAGAGUUACAAGUCUCCAUCAUUUGCAGAGCGAUGAGUGGGUCUAUUCACGCGCCGCCAGAGUUCGACUCCGGCAACGGCGAUUCAGUAGCCUCCACACCUCGCUCGGAGCACCACCACCACCACAUGUAUGAUGACACCACCGCUACACAGCCACGUGCCCGUUUCAUGUGCAGCUUCGGUGGCAAAAUUGUGCUCAGGCCACACGACAAUCAACUUCGUUACGUCGGCGGCGAUACUCGAAUUGUUGCGGUGAACCGCCACACUACCUUCGCAGCUCUCCUCGGAAAACUCUCCAAACUCAUCGGAUAUCCAAACAUUAACAUCAAGUACCAGCUACCUAACGAGGAACUGGACGCUUUGAUAACCGUCACAACCGAUGAAGAUUUGGAGAAUAUGAUGGAAGAGUACGAUCGGCUUACGCAGAAUCAGAAAUCGGCUCGGCUUCGUCUCUUCCUUUUCCCUAACGAUUCUGGUUCCAGAGCCAGCACUAUCAGCUCCAUCCUCGACGGCUCAUCUAAGCGAGAGCAAUGGUUUGUUGACGCUCUCAAUGGUGGCGCCGGUCCGGGUCUGGAGCGUGGGCGAUCCGAAGUAUCGUCUAUUGUUUCUGAAGUUCCGGAUUACUUGUUCGGGCUGGACAAUUCCGAUGACCCGCCCCGCGAAUCAAAAUUCGUGAAGAACAAGAUAAUUUCGGAGCCGGGCUCACCCGCUCCGCCCAUUGUUUCUUCUCCUUAUUGCUCUAUUUCAUCAUCAUCUAUGACAGUGAUGCCGGAUCUUCCACCGGUUAAAACAAAGCUCGACAAACCAAAUCCGUCAGCUGAAUUUAGAGAAACACCGGUUGUGAGUGCGACUGAAACCGGUGAAAGGACGGUUCAACAGCAACAACAGAGUUAUCCAAGUAGUCCACUAUGGCAUUACCCAGCACCACCGGUGCAAACCAUACCCGUUUACUAUGUCCCGGGUUCGGUUCAGCCCGGAAAUAUCCCGGUUCAACCCAUUACAUUAAGGGCUCCAUAUAUUCAUCCUUUUCCAGUUCCUCCGAAUCAAUUACCCGUCGGGUAUCCACCCGCUUCAAGUAUGGGCCAAGUAUAUAGUGGAUUGAGGCCGGUAAUGAGUGUUGACCCGAAUGAAUUAAGGGUUGUUACUGAAGGAAUGAAUUACUAUGCAGUUAGGAAUUCAGGAGUUGUUCCGGGUUAUGGAGGUCCAGUUAGCGAAGAAAUGCAGGGAUCCGGAGGUGAUGGAAUGUCGGGUCGGGUCUCCCAAUGAUUAAAAGGUUUGAUUGAGAAGCAUAUUUGGUGUGCUACCGUUUGUGUUGAGCAUUUUGUUUUAAUUUGAAGCAAAGUUUCGUGAAUGGUAAAUAAAUUGUAGUAAUUGAUAAUCUAUCCUCCAACUUUAAUAUGUAAGUAUUUGAUUAGUAAAAAAGCAUUUAAGCAAAGUAACUUGUCAAUGUUUAGAAGGUUUUGGUAUGA
Molecule: messenger RNA, 1636 nt
Organism: Solanum pennellii
Lineage: Eukaryota; Viridiplantae; Streptophyta; Magnoliopsida; Solanales; Solanaceae
Exons: 2
Coding region: 201-1433 (410 amino acids)
Molecular function (GO): protein binding
Source: RefSeq, a predicted model, not a curated record